Messenger RNA from Tetrahymena thermophila SB210, 1494 nucleotides. RefSeq lists its product as hypothetical. The transcript has a single exon. The record is from RefSeq and is a predicted model, not a curated record. Lineage: Eukaryota; Ciliophora; Oligohymenophorea; Hymenostomatida; Tetrahymenidae.
AAAUAAAAAGUAAUUAAUUAUUUAAAAAAUAUUAUCAAUAAUUAGAAAUAAAGAGAUUAUCAAAAAAUACUAAAGCAACGCUAUUAAAAAUUAAACACAGUUAUUUAUCUAAUUUAAAUUACUUGCGUUAAAAUGGAGGCAGACAAAUAUUUGUAUAAAGAUGUAUUUAAGGCUCAUAGUCCUAUGCUGAAUAACUAAUGCCAAACUGUUAAAAUAGACUUUCCAAUAUAUGAGCAGAUUUCUUUGUAAUCUUAAGGUUCGAAAUACUUUAUACCAUAGAGAUAAAAUUCUAAUGAUUAUUUUAUUAACGGAGAUGCAAAUACUCCUGAAAUUCGAGAAAAAACAACCAGUCUACCUACCCAAUUGUAACAACAAAAAAGUGCGUUUUAAUUUUCUGACAACAGCAGCCUAAAAAGUUCUUAAAUGUUAAGUAGUCCUAAAAAUGCAUAGACUCUUUAUAAUUUGAAUUCCUUUACUUCUAUUUCUACUUAGAGCUCAGGCAACAAUAGCUAUCCUUAUAAUUUUUCUUAAUAAAAUAAAUAAUAAAAAUAUGAUGCAAUAAUAGAUAAUAAAGUUCAAAGAGCCUGCUCUUAAUCAUGUAAGCCUACAGAUUUAUUAGAACAAAAUGGGUUAGCGAUGUCUAAUACUUUUUAAAAAAAUAUGAUUUCAUAGAGCUAAAUGAAUGAAAAGACAUGUUUAUAGCCCUAAAAUAGCUUUAAUUAAACCAGAAAUUUUAAUAUACCACCUACAAGCAAUAAUAUACUCAACUCACUAUAGUAUAAAGGCUACAAAAGGCAAGCUACUGCAGAUAAUCUUAUAUAGCCUUAAGAUUUAAGAAAUCCAAAUAAUUUAGGUGUUUAUAUACCUAGUUACACCCAAUAGGAAAAUCUGAAUUAAACAAAACAUCUAGAUAACUUUAAUUUAACAAAAAUAAAUAACAGAGCUGAAUUUAAUUAAAGCAGUAGUUAAUAAAAAUUUCUUUGCUAACCCAAUAAAGUAAUUAACUUUAUGUCUGAGAGAUUGAAUAAUUUUUAAACGUAACAAAAUUUUUACUCUUAAAACACUAAAACUUAGUUCGGAUCUCCUAUAUUAACUCAUGAUUUUAAUCCUAAAGCUAACUCUGAUAAAAAAAUGACUAAUUAACAUGAAUUCGUGCAGAGUGGAUUUGUAAAUUCAGAACAAGUGGAUAAUAGCAUCAAUAGAGAUGAGUCUUAGAAGAAAGAAUAUUUAAAAAAAAUGAUAGAAAACAGAUAAAAAGAGCUUUAAUAACUUAAGUAAUAGAGCUUGUAGCUCAGAUAAAAUUCAAUAGAUUCCUACAAAGAAAUAAAUAAAAAAAUUAAAGAAACUAACAAACAAUAAAAAAUAAAUUAAAAUUUUUAAUCAUCUGCCAAACUUAAUACAUAUAUUUUAGGUCGUAUAAACGUCUAAGGCGAAUACUAGUAAUAAUAAGAUUAAAAAAGUUUAUUAAAAAAUGAAAGUAACUUCCCAAGCUGA